GGAAAUAAGCUGGUGAAGCUCCCCAUUUAAUAUGAGUUGGCUCUUCGGUCUGAAUGAGCUCAUCUGGCCCUCUGCCACUGCCAGUGUCUGGUAUGGAUUGAUUUAUAACUUGGGUUUUGUCUUCAGAGGCUCAUGGGCAGGGAAAACCAGACGUGGGUGAGGGAGUUCAUCCUCCUGGGCCUGUCCAGCUGCUGGGAGACCCAGCUGUCCCUCUUCUUCCUCUUCCUGGCCAUGUAUCUGGUGACCGUGCUAGGGAACUUCACCAUUAUCCUCCUUAUCACGCUGGACAGCAGCCUGCAAAUGCCCAUGUACUUUUUCCUCAGCGUCCUGUCAUUUGUGGACAUCUGUUAUACCAACAGCACUGUCCCGCAGAUGCUGGUUCACUUCCUGUCGGCCCGGAAGUCCAUCCCGUUCCCCAGCUGUGUGCUCCAGCUCCACGUGUCCCUGACGAUGGGUGGCUCUGAGUUCUUCCUGCUGGGAGCCAUGGCCUAUGACCGCUAUGUGGCGGUGUGCCACCCGCUGCACUACACGGUCAUCAUGCAUGGGGGGCUGUGCCUGGGGCUGGCUGCUGGCAGCCUGGGGGCUGGUUUCAUGAAUUCCCUGAUGCAGACAACCAUCAUCUUUCGGCUGCCUUUGUGCCGCAAUGUCAUUAACCACUUCGCUUGUGAGAUGUUGGCCGUGCUGAGGCUGGCCUGCGCCGACAUCUCAGUGAACAGGGUCAUGGUGGCCAUCUCGGGGUUUCUGGUGAUCAUGCUUCCCUGUUCCCUGGUCCUGUUCUCCUACGGUCACAUAGUCGCUGCUAUUCUGCGCAUUCGCUCUGCUCAGGGACGUAGCAAAGCCUUUGGGACCUGUGCCUCCCACUUCACUGUGGUUUGCAUGUGCUUUGGAACGGCCAUCUUCACGUACAUGAGACCCGCAGCCAGCUCCUCGGCGGAACAGGAGAAGAUGGUGGCGCUCUUCUACGCCGUGGCAACACCCAUGCUGAACCCCUUGAUCUACAGCUUGAGGAACAAGGAGGUGAUGAGUGCCCUAAGGAGAGUACUGAGAAAACUCAGUGAAACCAGGUAAAGAUUUACAGAAUUUCUACUUCCCUCCAGCAGCCCAGAGAACAUUGCAAACAAAAAGGAAAUGAUUGACAGGCCCUUUCUCCUCAGAUUUGCUGAGGAGGUGGCUCGUGGUGAGCAUGUUUUUUUUUAAUUGACUUUCCACAUUAGUCCACAUUUUGACUGUAUCGUUGCCCUGUUAUACACAUGGCAAAAAAGUGCCUUCAGUUGUUAAACAGGGGUCUGCUGGGUAAUCUGUCCUCCUGGAAUCCACAUUCCACUUGCCUUUCCCGUUUCUCCCACAUAUCCCUUCACAGCAUGCAAUGCAGACAACUGAAACUUUCAGACUGAGAACAACCCCUCUUCACAUCUUGACCCAACCUUCACCAGCAAUGCAAAAAAUCAGCUUAAUAUCUCUACCUCCAGUUUCCUCAACUACAAAAAGAGCACUAUCCAGUAUGUGUUAUCAUCUUGAAGAAUAUGAGUAAUCCGUGUAAAAUGUCAUGUAAUAAAGUGGUGGCAUAGGGUAAAUAUUCAACUAUUUUUAAAACCGUUUUUAGGACACAGUUACAGGACUAAGCAUUAUGCAGCUUUCUCUUUCUAUACAAUUAUUCAAAGUGAACUUUUUUUUUCCUAUUGCUUUGGCUGUAGUUGAUUACUGUUCUGUGUUGCUCUGGAUGCUUUUACCCAGAGCCAUGGCAUCCAUCCAUCCAUCCAUCCAUCUCUCUGAUCUAUUUAGAAUCUAUUUAUCAGUCAAGGCUAAAGUCCUUAUUUUUCUUAUCUCCAAUCCAGACAAGACCUUUCUCAUGAGCUCCAAACACAUAUGAUUGAGGGCUUGCUUAACAACUUCACGUGGAGCAUAGGAAUCCCAUUCUUAACCUACUUGAACUAGAACUAAUGUUCUUGCUUUCUCCAGCCCAAGCUACUCCUUUUCUUCUUGUUCCAAGAUACUUUGACUGUAUUAGUAAAAGAAACCAUCACACACCCAGAAUAAUUCUUGAUUCCAUUAUUUCAUGUCUAAUUCAUCAAUGGAUUCCAUGAGCUUUGUUAGCAAAAUAUAUGAUCU
Messenger RNA from Phyllostomus discolor (pale spear-nosed bat), 2109 nucleotides. Its product is annotated as olfactory receptor-like protein OLF3. Gene Ontology annotation, cellular component: membrane. The coding region runs from base 133 to 1068 and encodes 311 amino acids. NCBI's taxonomy places the organism in Eukaryota, Metazoa, Chordata, Mammalia, Chiroptera, Phyllostomidae. Gene Ontology annotation, molecular function: olfactory receptor activity; G protein-coupled receptor activity. Gene Ontology annotation, biological process: G protein-coupled receptor signaling pathway. The record is from RefSeq and is a predicted model, not a curated record. The transcript has a single exon.